AUGAGUUGUGAGAAGAGCACAAAGGAGGCUCUUCAUCUUCAUCUUGAUCUUCAUCUUGAUCUUAAUGGUGAUGGUGAUGGUGAUCUUACGCCAAUACAAUCUCCUGAGAAGUCGCUGGUUUCGUCAACUUCAUCUAAUUCACCUCCAAUUAGGAAACCCAACACAUUGGCAGCGUCAGCUAAUGGCGAGCUACGUCCUUUGAGACUAACCAAGCAACGAGACCGAGUGUCAACAAUGUCCACUUCCUCAUCAUCGGGAAGUUCACAGACAAGUACAGCAUUUAGUAGUAGCAUAUCGCCGCCGAAUGGCAAGUCGACUAAUGCUGCUGCCGCUGCCGCUGCCGCUGCUAGUGCCGCUGCUGCUGCUACUACAUGCGUUUCUAAUCCUGAAGAUGGGUUUCGGUGUCGACCAAUGAGAUUGGGAUCUCACAGGAAUGCUUCAGCCGAUGAGAUUGGACGGAAAAAACUGGAAUCAUUGGGUUUGUCUACAAGUGCCAAUUCCUUGCAAAGGAAAGGCUCGAUACUGAUAAAGAACUUGCCGAUAUCUCAUUCGGCUAAACGACAUAAUUCUUUGAGCUCAGCAGCUCUUUUAUCCCAGCAGCAGCAGCAGCAUCAUCAUAGUCCUAGUAAUUCAGAUGGAUCCAAAUUUAACGAAAAAUAUGAUGAUAUGAUCUUUGCAAUAUGUCUAGUCGACUUUCAUCAUCAGCGAGGACCUGAAAUACAAUAUUGGAAAUCAAACUAUCAUCCCGAGUAUACGCCCAAUUUGUUUAGAAACAUACCUUUUCAAGCAUUACCUGAUGGAGCUCAUUUGUUUGAAGAGACUUUUCUGAAUUUCAAUCUUGUUUAUGAUUUCGAUCAGGGGAGGUCUAUUGAUGAUUUUGACGCGUUAAAUGAAUUCACCGGGGAUCCGCGUCACUUGAAGACUCUUUUUGGAUGCUCUUGUGUUCGACAAGCCAAAACUAGCGAAAUGAGCUUAGAGGAGAGAGAACGAAAUAAGGAUAUUACCAGGUCAAUUGUACAAAAAGCAGUAGUUGUUAUUGUUAGAAAACAACCUAUAUUUACCAAAAUCAAGGAGAAACUAUCCAUCAUUACCCAGAGUUAUUUCCAGCAAGACAACUUUAGCAACUUUGAAAUAUUGAACCAUUUAUUUGAUAAUUUAAACAACCAGUAUAAACUUUUGGAUAAUCAAAUGCACAUAGACCUAGAACAAGAAGAGGAGAACUACAUCAAUUUAAACCUUCGGUCAUCUAUAAUGAAAUUCCAAUCGAGCUUCAUGAUUAUAUUCAAGAGUCUCUUUUUGGAAAAGAAAAUCUUGAUUUAUUCAAAUAACAAUUUGGAGACAUUGACGUUGUUUCAGAAUAAUUUAAUUUCUUUGAUUCCUAAUUUGAUUAACAACUUGGACGAUUCAGGGUGUCCCUUGAUUGAUUAUGUCGAAACUAAUGGACCUUUAUUUAAACCACAAUCGCUUAAUACCACCAGCAGGCUUUCUAUGUUGAGAUUUUUUGGCCUACCAUUGCAAAUCUUUAAUACAAAAAACUCAUUUUGGAAUCCGUAUUUGCCAUUACAACAAUUGAACGAGAUGAAAGUUGGAAGUUUCAUGAUUGGAUGUUCUAAUUUGUUAUUUGUCAACCAAGCCACAUUGUUUGGAGUCGACGUCCUUAUAAACUUGGACACUAAUGAGGUCACUUAUCCUAAGACACUAACUGCACCGGAGGAGCUUACCUUGAGCUCUAAUGAUAGGAAGUUCAUCAACCACUUGACCAACUUGGCACAGCAGGACCAUUCACAUAAGAGUGAUGACUUUGUUGGAAGUGACGAUUAUAUUCGGUAUCAGUUUGAGGAUUAUCUUAAUUCAUUAAUCUCAGUACAACGAUAUCAUCAAUAUGCGCAACGGUUUCAGCAACCACCGCCUGGUUUCAGCAAAAAUCAAGAUAACAGUAUAGGCCAAAUCAAUGACUUCAACAAGCACUUUAUCGAGUCUUGGAAAAAAACUCAAAACUACAAAAUUUGGAAUGCUAUGGCGGAUGAAUUUAUUUUCAACUUUAUUGAUCCUAAACACAUUGGCCAUUCAAUCUCGAACGAACCAUUUUCUUUGAACAAGAAUAUCGCAAACUUUUUCAAUAGUUUUUCUUUUGGCAAUUCGAAUACGAAUGGCACAAGCCAGGAUGAAAUCAAAGCACAUAAAUAUCUUGAUGACGAUAAUGCAUCAAAAAAGAGCAAGAAGGAGAACAAUGAAGAUUUUGUUGACGAAUUGGUUGCUGGUUUCGAGAAAGUUUCUCCUAGUUCAAACCAGGGAGGUCAAAGUCAUGACAAUAGUAGUGUAAUUAGUAACGAACAUCGUGAGUCUAAACAACAACAAAAUUACGGAUGGGCCGCAAGCUGGGGACUUGCAAGAAAGUAA
Molecule: messenger RNA, 2400 nt
Organism: Lodderomyces oxycetoniae
Lineage: Eukaryota; Fungi; Ascomycota; Pichiomycetes; Serinales; Debaryomycetaceae
Exons: 1
Coding region: 1-2400 (799 amino acids)
Cellular component (GO): cytoplasm
Source: RefSeq, a predicted model, not a curated record